AUGGAGUUCCCGGCCGUUCUCUUCCCCUCCUACUUCAGCGUCGGCCCGCCCCGGGAGGAGGGCGGCCCUGGUCCGGCCGCUGGCUGGGGCGAGUACGGGCAGGUGCUGGAGGCCGGUCCCCGCCGCCGCCAGGCCGAGACGACCUUCGUGCCCCGCCGCGGCGGGACGGGCGAGAGCUGGGAACCCGCCGACGCCGCUGCCGUGCCCUUCCUGCCUCCCAACGCGAGCUGCUGGAUCCCCUCGCUCGUGCCUCAGGACAUUCUCUACCGUGGUGUCCUGCGCAGGAAGCUCCAGGCAGGCAAGACUGGAGCCGCUCUGGACUUCACCAAGCAGCUGAGCCACUUCUUUGUGGACCACCCAGAAGAUGCGUUUGGCUCCCUGGGGCGGCUGCUGCACAAGAACUUCUACCUGGGCAACUCCAAACUGAGGAGACAGGCCCGGGACAACACCAUCCGGAUGACGGCCCUGAUGGAGGAAAUUGGCCGUCUGGAGGCCAGGUGUGGCUGCCCCCGACAGCGCCUUGCCCCCCGCCUGCGGUGGUUCUCCCACCUCUGCCGCGACUGGCUCUUCGAGGUGCCACUGGGGCUGCUGGCAGACUGUGUGCAUGAGGAGCUGCUGCUGCAGUGGGCCAGCCUGCUCUUUGACGACAGCUCUACUGGCGGAGCGCUGGCCUGGCUGCCCCCCAAAGACGUGGGGGCACGCACGGGCCGCCUGGUGUACCCCGGAGGCCAGGCCAUGAACCACCUCUAUUUCCAGGACGUGGUGCUAGAGGAGCUGCCCCGUGCCCGGGGCUCCCCAGCACAGUUUGAGCUCAAUGGGCACAUCCGGCAAGUGGCUGCCGCCCGGGCGGACGGGGAAGAUUUUGUUGGCGUCCGCUCGGACUAUCACUGCGGCGUUUGGAGGGUGCCGGGCAGGACAGGGGCGGCCCCCACCCCGCUGCAGGUCAUCCGCACCAGUGUGCCUGCCUCCUGCCUCACCGUCAGCCCUCACCUCCCCGGGGAGCUGUCCGUCUGCACCCAGAGCGGAGCCGUCUACCUCUGGAGCGUCGAGAGGGGGCUGCAGCGGCUCCGCCAUGACCCCCAGACCAUGUUUUUUCGGGACCAUUCGCCCUGGCGCUGGAGCGACUUCACUGCCCACCCGCGGGUGCUGAGCUGUGCCGACCGCACUGGCCUGCAGUGCCUGGAUGCCCGGGCCCCCGAGAGAUGCCACUUUGACUUGUUCAAGGUGGGCGAGGAAGCAGGCUGCCAACAGGGUGAGCGUGUGGUGCUGCCCAUGUACCUGGGGAGGGCUCACCCUUCCCAGCACCUCGUCACCACCCAGUUCUCCGUGUACGUACUGGAUGAGCGGUUGCCACUGGUGCCUGUGCUGAAGUGGGCACACAUGAUGAAGGCCCCCCCUCUCUUUGCCCAUCUGACACCAGGGGGCCCCGAGAGGAGCCAUAAGGUGCUGCUCGGCGCAUCCCACACCCAGGAGCUGUUGCUGCUGCAAUACCAGGGGGGAAACCAGUCGGCCUGCCAGCUGGUGGGGCCUCCACAGAAGCUGCACAGCAUUGCCGGCUGCCUGCAGCACCUGCCCGUCCAGCUCCCGCACCGCCACCACAUGCUCCAGCAGCGCCUCGGUGCCCCAGCUGCCGGGCUGGCUGCUGCACUGCAGGAGGAUGGUCUGCGGGAGUCCCUGCUGGUUUUCCAGCUCUCCGAGGCUGGGGACGUCUUCUGCCAGAGGCUGACCCACGAGGCAGCACAGCCCCCUGCACCCACCUCAGGGGACGAGGCCAUGCCAGCCCCUGGCUCUUCCCCGCUCUUUGAGACUCCUGCCAGCAGCCCGCCGGCCUUGCGCAGCGAGGAAGAAGAAGAAGAGGAGGAGGAGGAAGAGCAAACUUUCUACUUGUCCAACCUGGAGGUGAUUAUCAAUGAGGAGGAGGAGGACGUGGGCACGCCAGCAGCCCCGGAGGAAGCCAAACUCCCCCAGCAGCCCUGUGCCAGCCCUCAGCCCUCCCCGGCGGUGCCCAGCCCAGCCGCAGCCCUGCGCUACCGCCGCUGGCUGAAGGCUCUUUCUGAGGGCUGCGGGGAGCCCCCCCGGCACGCCUACCCCGCCACCCUCAGCCAGAAGCGCCUUUUCACCCGCAAAGAGCUGGCGACGCCGGCGGGCCCCAGCACCCUGCACGAGCAGCUGCGCCGGCAGCUGCGGCAGACCAUGCGGGAAGGGGGCUGCAUCCAGCGCUGGGACCCCCUGGCCUCCCAACCCUGCACCCCACCGCAGCCCCUGGAACUGGCGGGGGAUGCGGACCCCCUGAGCGCCCGUCUGACGGCGGCCUGGUCCGGGGACUGGGGGCAGUGGUGGGAGGAGAGGACGAGCUUCAACAUGGCGCAGAGGCAGCGGGCGCUGCGGGAGCGGCGGCGGCGGCAGAAGCGAGCCCGGGGCCGGCGCAGCCUUUCGGCCAGCUUCACCUCGUCCCUCACCUACCAGUCUGAGCUGUCGGAGCUGAGCGACACAGCCCCCACGUCACUCUCCCCCGGCCCACCCGCCGUGGUCCCACGGGAGGGUUCCCCACCGGCUGGCGUCCCACCAGCGUCACCGCUGCCCGACGAAGCCCUGCUCUCCUCCCAGAGCCUGCGCUGCCGUGGCAUCCCCAAGGAGCGGCGGAAAACGCUGCGGGACUACCUGGCGGUGUGGGCCGACGACCCCUCCGAGCCCCCGGAGCUCCCUGGCAGCCAGGCCAGCCAGCUCUGCAUCCCCUCCUCCCAGAGCCAGCUCUCCUCCGCCUCCCAGCCCCGCCGCAAGCGCCCACGCAUGGGCUUCUGA
Molecule: messenger RNA, 2802 nt
Organism: Haliaeetus leucocephalus (bald eagle)
Lineage: Eukaryota; Metazoa; Chordata; Aves; Accipitriformes; Accipitridae
Gene: TAF1C
Product: TATA box binding protein (TBP)-associated factor, RNA polymerase I, C, 110kDa
Exons: 14
Coding region: 1-2802 (933 amino acids)
Biological process (GO): transcription by RNA polymerase I
Cellular component (GO): fibrillar center
Molecular function (GO): RNA polymerase I core promoter sequence-specific DNA binding
Source: RefSeq, a predicted model, not a curated record